This is a messenger RNA of Parasteatoda tepidariorum (common house spider), 2432 nucleotides long. Its product is annotated as esterase OVCA2. Gene Ontology annotation, biological process: response to retinoic acid. Gene Ontology annotation, cellular component: cytoplasm; nucleus. Gene Ontology annotation, molecular function: hydrolase activity. Lineage: Eukaryota; Metazoa; Arthropoda; Arachnida; Araneae; Theridiidae. The record is from RefSeq and is a predicted model, not a curated record.
GUGUUUGGUUCAUUUAUAUUAAAUUUUGUUUGCAAAAAUUCAGAUUACUGAAGUAUGUUUAACUUCAUAUAAUCUUAUAUAAAAAGCAAGAUGCUGAUAUUUUCAGAAGUAAAAUGGGAGGCUUUCGGAAAAGUAUAAAAAAUAUUGCAGAAUUAGUUUUUAUCAGUGCUCCUCAUGUAGUACCUGAAAGUGAAAAUGUUGCUGAUUCUCCUUCCACAAGAGGAUGUAGUUGGUGGUUCUGUGAAGAAACUAAAACCUUUCAUUCCAAAGUUGAGUGCAGAUUUGCAAAAGGUUUUGAAGACUCUAUAGCAGUAAUAAAAUCUACAUUUGACACCCAAGGCCCAUUUGAUGGCAUUCUAGGAUUUAGCCAAGGUGCUUCUCUAGUUUCUCUAAUUUGUGGACUGAAAGAAAAUAAAGAGUUUACUCAUGAAUUCCACUUUGCUGUGAUUGUUGCUGGUUUUCGUAGUGUUUGUCAAUCUCAUGCUUAUUUGUAUAAGAAGCUUCUAAAAAUGCCAAGUUUGCAUAUCAUUGGAGAAAGUGAUACUUGCAUUCCUAAAGAAUUAAAUGAAGGUUUGAUGAUAACAUUUCUGGAGCCUUCUGCCAUUUAUCAUGAAGGUGGUCACUUCAUUCCUUCGAACAGCUCAGUUCGAAGGCAAUAUGUUUCAUUUUUUAAAAGAAUGUAUGAUUCUCUUGUAAACAAAAACUGAUAUGUUUUUUUAUAUAUUUCUUCUAAAAGCACUUAACUACGUAUAUAAAUGUUUUAAUUUUUAUAAAUUUUGUUUAAGAGCUUCAUUCCUUCAAACAGCUCAGUUAGAAGGCAAUAUGUUUCAUUUUUUAAAAGACUAUGAUUCUCUUGUAAACAAAAACCGAUAUGUUUUUUUGUAUAUUUAUUCUAAAAGCACUUAACUACUUAUAUAAAGGUUUUAAGUUUUCUGAAUUUUGUAUAAAAGCUUAUACACAAACAAAUUCAUGCACGCAAUACAGAUUUCUAAACUGCUAAUUCAUUAUUUAUAUAAUGUACAUUUUUACAUUUAAUAUAUCAUUUAAAUUGUGUUUGAUCUGUUCUUAUAGUUACAACUUAUUUGAUGUGACUAAACCUAAAUAUGAGGUGUAAUGAAUGAUAUUACCUUGGCAACACAAUUCAGUAUCAUAAUCAAAGUUUUAGUCAAUAAAACGAUUUGUAUUUUGCAUUAAAAGUGACAAAGUCUAAUGAAAAUUGUAGUAUUGAAAUUUUAUAAAUUUUAAUCCUGUUUUAUAUUAACUCUUAAUAUAACAAAUUACUUCAUUUUAUGAAAUAAAUAAAUAUAUAUAUAUAUAUAUANUAUAUUAUAUAUAUAAAUAAAAUUGUUCAAUUUACUAAUUUGUUGGAUUAUUGGUUGAUUUUGAUUUAAUGUCGAAUGUGGGCUAUGAUGUGCAAAACUAAGUUUGAAAAAUAUUAUGUUGUUAUAUAUCUGCGAUAUUGUUAGAAUUUGAGCAUCUAAAAGAUUAUAUAAUGACAAUUGCAUUAAUGUAAGAAUUACUUUGUGGUGGUGAAUUCUCUCAUAUAUAUUAAAAUUAUAGUCUGCCUAUGUAUAUUUGUCUAUACUGUUACUGAAAUUUUGAAAAACAUAUUUAUGUAUUUUUAAAAAAAGUUGCAAGUUUGCCAAAUAACAAUUUGGAAUGUAAAAAAAAGCAAAUUUUCAAUUUCAGUUUAACUUUAUUUUCUGACACCUGUUUUUGUUAUGUGAUAAGAGCAUUUAUAUUUUUGAAUUCGUAGUUUUUUUUUACUGAGUAUUUUCUGUACAUACAUGGGUAUUUUGGAAAGUUUGAUAAGCAUACUCUUCUGUGGAGCAAAUUCUCAAAACAUUUGUUAAAUCAUAUUAAAUAAUUUGAUAAGAUAAAUAAGAAUGCAAAAAUAAUUUCUUGUUGUAACACAAAAGUUUGCACCCAUACAGAUGGAUGCUUCUUGUGUUAUUUACUUUUAUAUAUGGUGGCUAUUCUAUGUUUUUAGAUUUAUGUGGUACUAAAUAUCCUGCACUUAUAUGGGUAUUUUUUAGAAGUUUAACUUUCAUAUUUUUAUUAAAAGAAAACUGCAAUUCAAAGCUUCAUCAUGGUGUAAAGGAGCCUGAGACUGAUGUAUAAUCUACUUUCCUAGCCAUUACUAAUUAGCUGAAAUUGCUCCCAUAUUCAGUUACAAUGUAGUUAGACGUGGUUGUAUUUAUAUUUUUGUUAUAUUUCUUCAUCAAUUUUCCACAUAAAACUAUGAUAUUCUGUUUUCAUAAGACUAUGAUUUUGUUUUCAUAAAACUAUGAUAUUCUGUGUGAUACUUGUUAUAAGAAACUUUUCCGCCAAAUGUAAAUCAUGUUUUUUUAUGAAUAUUGAUAGUGUUUGGAUUCAUGUAAAUUUCUGUUACAUUCAAUAAAAAACCGUUUCGUGCACAUUUCCACCAAAUA